UCAAAGCGUUAAUGGGUUUGGCUACGAAUUUUCGUAGCAUUGGCUACGAAAUCUCGUAGCAGUGACUACGAAAAUCGUAGCACACUGUAGCAGAUACGAAAAUGUUACGAUUAUUGAUAAAUAGAAACAGAUUGGAUUAAUAACGCUCGCUCGAACUGCCUCCAGAGUGGCGCGCUAUCAAUUAUGAAGAUCAAACACUCAAAGUUGAGCUUAGACCCUCGCGUGACUGAGCCACAUAGCGCCUAGCCGGCCGUGUAAUAUGCCAGUGAUUUGGCAGUCUUCAAAACAGCCUAUGUACGUGAGGACCGUCUGGGUAGACGGCUUCCGACACGCCAUCCUCAACACCGACGACCCCUACUUCCAGAUCCUGAAAGCGAAGAGGCGACCACAGUCCUCCAUCAGCUACAGGCAACACAGAAACUGCGACUCCCGCCUCAGCAAAGAGUUUGAAGGGUUGAGGAAACUGAACUUGGUCGUCACCAGCGACAAGUCCAUUCACCCUCGACCCAACACCGCGCAGCCUAGCGUAGAGAGGCUUGACUUGAAGGAUAUAGAGCAGGAGACUGAAAACAAGUUCGUGCUGAGGCCGAGAACAGCGCAGUUGAACGAGUUCGAAAGCGCCCGGCCCAAGUACGACAGCUUCAUCGACAUGAAAACGUUAAAGAGCAACCGGACUUGCAGGACCGAGGUGAAGGAGAGCACGGAACUGUCAGACAGAGUGCUACAAUGGCUGGACUUAGCCGGCAAAGUGGACUUACUAGCCCCAGAGAACGAUGCCACACGCAUGGCCCAGCCAAGGCACAGCUGGCCCGACGUGCAGAAACGAAACCACUUGACCAAGUCUAAGACAGCCGUGGACGUCAGGAAAGAUUCAGCGAAGGAGUCCCCGAAAGAGAUGGCGAAUGUCCUGUACGAGAGAGGAGAUAUCGAUCGCCAGGAGUUUUACGUGCCAGCUGCCGCCAACACGAUCGAGACCUACGCGCGGCUGUCACGAGCCGACAGGGCCACGCCACGCGACGCACGCAAGCCCAGAGACUACGUCAAAACAAAAACCAGAGACCUAAGACGGAACGUGCAGGAGACCCGGCAAAAGAUUGCAUCGGAGAGAAACGCCGUGGAGAAGCAGUACGCGGACUUAGUUAGCAGAAAAAUAUUACCUGAUUUCGGCAAACCGAAGAAGCAGGUGCAUAUUUUUAUUCCGGAGGCCGUCAAUAAGAAAACGGACAGCUUGAUAUCUCAAACUUCUUAAUGCCUAAUUAAUAAAUAAU
Molecule: messenger RNA, 1268 nt
Organism: Plutella xylostella (diamondback moth)
Lineage: Eukaryota; Metazoa; Arthropoda; Insecta; Lepidoptera; Plutellidae
Source: RefSeq, a predicted model, not a curated record